CACGAGGAGCCGAGGGGGCGAGAAUUAGGGUUUCCUCCGCAGUUCUCUCCCUCUCUCGAUCUCCUUCGUCGGCUAGGGUUAGGGUUAGGGUUUUGCUCGGUUUGGCCCCCUUUCCCCUCUCCCAUGGCGCAGGACAACACGCGAUUGAAGGGGACCGUGAAGUGGUUCAACGACACCAAGGGGUUCGGAUUCAUCGCCCCGGACGACGGGGGCGAGGACCUCUUCGUGCACCAGUCCUCCAUCAAGGCCGAGGGCUUCCGCAGCCUCGUCGAGGGCGAGGCCGUGGAGUUCUCGGUCGCCGAGGGCGACGACGGGCGCACCAAGGCCGUGGACGUCACCGGGCCCGACGGACUACCGGUCCAGGGCGGCUCCGGCGGCGGCGGAGGAGGCGGCGGAGGCCGGAGGGACGGGUACGGCGGUGGCGGAGGCCGCGGCGGCGGGAGCCGCGGCGGGGGCUACAGCAGGGGGGGCUACGGGUUCGACGGCGGGAGGGGCGGCGGCGGGAGAGGCGGGGGCGGCGGCGGCUACCGCGGCGGCGGCGGUGGCGGCGGUGGUUACGGUGGCGGAGGAGGCGGCGGGUCCUGCUACAACUGCGGCGAGACCGGGCACAUCGCGAGGGAUUGCCGUAAGUGAAGUGUUCGAUCCUAAAUCCUCUCUCUUUAGCAGUUCUAAUGUUUUGGUUAUCUAGUAGUUUGGAGUUUUAGGAUGAUGAUGGUUGAUGCUUUAUUUAAUGGGUUGCUCGUUUUUUGUCUUAUUAAUUUUGGGAUUAUCUUCUAUAUCAUCUUCUUUCGAGUGUUUUGGUUUCAAUGGACUGUGGUUUGAUGUUAAGGGUUGGGCUUUGUGUUUGGGGGAGAUGGGUACAUAGAUCAGAUGGUGUAUGCACUAUUUGAUAAGCUGUAUCAACUCUCUUUUCUCGUUAUACAAAUGGUUCUAGGCUCAAUUAUUUUGCCUCAUGUUA
Ananas comosus (pineapple) is the source of this 958-nucleotide messenger RNA. Its product is annotated as glycine-rich protein 2-like. The record is from RefSeq and is a predicted model, not a curated record. The transcript has a single exon. Bases 124 to 633 code for a protein of 169 amino acids. Gene Ontology annotation, molecular function: zinc ion binding; nucleic acid binding. NCBI's taxonomy places the organism in Eukaryota, Viridiplantae, Streptophyta, Magnoliopsida, Poales, Bromeliaceae.